Nelumbo nucifera (sacred lotus) is the source of this 822-nucleotide messenger RNA. The record is from RefSeq and is a predicted model, not a curated record. NCBI's taxonomy places the organism in Eukaryota, Viridiplantae, Streptophyta, Magnoliopsida, Proteales, Nelumbonaceae.
AUGUCAGCUUCAACAUCAACUUCCCAGACUGACACCAGUUCAUUCCCAACAUCUUCAUUGGUGAUACCAAAUAUCUUCAAUCUUGUGCCCAUAAGGCAUGACAACACAAAUUAUCUCCUGUGGAAAUCAUUGUUCGAGCCCAUUCUCAGAGGACAUAGGCUUAUGUCUUUCAUCGAUGGAUCCAAAUCAGCUCCAAGUACUAGUGAUCCAAUGUUCGAAACCUGGUACGAACAUGACCAGAUGCUUCUCUCUUGGAUUCAGGCCACUCUAUCCACAUUGACUCUGCUUUACAUGGUUGGCAUAAAGUCAUCCAAGGAAGCGUGGGAUAUUCUGGAAUGUCGCUAUGCCUCAUCCACCCCCAUGCACAUCACUUCCCUUCGCAAGCAACUUCAUCGUCUGAAAAAAGGAUCUCUCACCAUGCAUGACUACUUUCAGCAAGUUAAAUCUAUCAGUGAUCAACUCGCGGGAUGUGGUGCACCCAUAUCUGAUGAUGAAUUACAAAUCUAUAUUUUGGAUGGAUUGCCAUCAUUAUAUCAUCCUUUUGCCUCCAUAAUUCAUGGUUGUGCUCGGAUUAUAACAGUCACACUAGAAGAACUUCACGAUCUACUCAUCUGCGAAGAGAUGUCUCUUGUAGAAGAUGCUUCUACAAAGAACUCCCAUGCCCUUGUUGCAGCCAAGACACGACAACAACAUUCUCACCAUCCCAACUCUUCAAAUCGCCAGUACACUCCACAACAUGAUUCCAAAUGGCAGCAGCAAAAUGCAGCCACCCCACGGCCUUCACAAUCAAAUCAAGGGCGCCACCAGUCCAAUUCAUCUUAG